Messenger RNA from Cercospora beticola, 1732 nucleotides. It is a transcript of the gene YIH1, whose product is annotated as Yih1p. Gene Ontology annotation, biological process: regulation of translational initiation; GCN2-mediated signaling. NCBI's taxonomy places the organism in Eukaryota, Fungi, Ascomycota, Dothideomycetes, Mycosphaerellales, Mycosphaerellaceae. Gene Ontology annotation, molecular function: protein binding. The record is from RefSeq and is a predicted model, not a curated record. Gene Ontology annotation, cellular component: cytoplasm.
GAUACUUUCAUAACUGGCGCGCUCGUGAGAAAGAAUUUUAAUAUUGACAAGACUAUGGAUCCAAUUCCGAUCUGUUCAUAAUAGCGCACCCGCCAUGUCAGAAGAACUGCUCGAUGAAGUCAACUCCAUCAAUGCCAUCUACGGCGAAAAAACCAUCACGUCUCUCGAAGAAGCGCCCAAUCUAUAUGCCUUGACUAUCCCAUCUCAGCCCGACAUCUCCUUGCGGAUAGACUUCCCAUCGGAUUAUCCUGAUGCGCCGCCAUCACUUCUUGGCACCCAACAUGUUGGCCACGAUACGGCUAAAGGUCAAGGCACUGCCAUCGUCGACCUCGUCCGCUCUAUCUUGGCAGAAAUAUACACGCCUGGUGCACCCUGCAUAUUUGACCUCAUUGAAGAAUCGACCCAGAGACUUCAGCAGCUCGGCUUGGACUCCAGCUCAAAGGACGCGGAACAACAAGCUACUGAAGCGAACGGUCAGCCCUCCCACCACGAGUACCCGGAUGAGAACAUAGCUUCUGACUUCCCCACUCAUUUUCAGCCUAUAGAAGAACUUGGAAACCCGCCACCCUGGGCCGAGUCGGAUGUUGUCACAGAGAAGAAGUCCGUCUUCCUGGCUCGUGCGGCGCAAGUCUCAAGUGUCGACGAGGCAAAAUCAUAUUUGGCCCAUCUACUUGCUACGGACAAGAAGGUCGCCAAAGCUACACAUAAUAUCACAGCCUGGCGGAUACGUGGCGAGAACGGAGUGCAAUUUCAGGACUGUGAUGAUGAUGGAGAGGAUGCCGCAGGUGGAAGAUUGCUGCAUUUGUUGGAAUUAAUGGGAUUGUGGAAUGUCAUGGUUGUUGUGAGUAGGUGGUAUGGAGGCGUUAAAUUGGGCCCGGAUCGAUUCAGACUGAUCAAUCAGGCCGCGAGGGAUGCGGUCGUGAAAGGCGGCUUCGUUGUUGAAGAGGGCACGGGCAAGGAUGGUGGGAGGAAGAAGGGUAAGAAGUGACACUGCAUACUGACGGGAACGGAAUGCCACCGUCUCUGAACGAAUGCCGGUCUGACGAACAAAACCUCGGAGGUGGGAAUGCUCGAGGAAAGACGACAGGGACCACGAUAUAAUCUGUUUCGAUCGCAAAUCACGAAAAGGCAGACCAGAAGCCGUCUCGAGCUCUGCAUUUCCGGCUACUCGGCUCCUUGCACCGGCUUUGAUGUGGCUACUUCAGCUUGGCUUCGUGCGCACUGAAGGCAGCCCGACGGGGACAAGAGACCGCCUGCAUACUUACUGCGACAAGAAUGUCAAGUGACGACUCUUCUGGCCCAAUGAUCCGAGCACGCGAGCCACUCGUAGAAAUACAAGUCUUCCCGCCCUAACACAAGUCCUUUUCUGGCCCGAAGACGUUGUCGAGUCCGACCGCCACGGCGUUCGAGUGCGUAACGGAUCUGGGAGCCACCCACCUGCCAACAAAAGCUCUGUGGAACCGUCGCCUGGCUCUCGGUGUUUUCGCGAAUGUUCACAAAGUGGACCAAUGUUGAGAAUGCCCGGUCUACAGGCACUACUGAGCUGCUGUAUCUGCGUCGUCGAGACAGAGGAAUGUGCGACUACUCCACGUAUUCUCGGCUUGCUCAGCGUGCCAGGUCAACAUUCGUGCUGCCACCAGUGCUACUACUCAGCACACUUUCUGGAUUUUCCAGAAGCCCUCCAUCUUUACUCACAUAUCUCUAAGCUCUUCACGACUGUCCUUUCAUCUUU